Molecule: messenger RNA, 4208 nt
Organism: Thamnophis elegans (Western terrestrial garter snake)
Lineage: Eukaryota; Metazoa; Chordata; Lepidosauria; Squamata; Natricidae
Gene: CCDC38
Product: coiled-coil domain containing 38
Exons: 16
Coding region: 2131-3936 (601 amino acids)
Cellular component (GO): centrosome
Source: RefSeq, a predicted model, not a curated record
UGCCUGCCUCCAACUUGGCUCUUGCCACCCUAUGAUUAAGGCUGCUGUUGAAACUUUUGGCUUGAGAUAACGUGGGAGAAUUUGACUUGAGAUGUCUUGGUCCUUUUUUAAUGUUGUGAAGCUACCUGGAGUCAUUUUUGAAGCUGGGCUGCCUGAAAAUUUGAUAAAUAGACGCAAAGCAAGUCAUAGUGGCUUAGUGCCACAAUGAACUGUGAUUUAGGGCAGUCAGUGAGAAAGUUUUGAUGGUCCGCAUAAAAAGUAUUUGCCUUUUUUAUAUUGCACCAAAUAUUAUUUAUCUUUUUAAAAAAAUCAUAUUAGUGGUCCGCGGGAUUUAAAAUGAUAAAUUUAGUGGUCCCUGAGGUUCAAAAGGUUGGUGUGUAGGGACCAUAAUGAACUGAAUCUGCACAGUGGGAUUUGGAAUUGUUUGGGUUGGGGAGCUAUGAGAAAUGGUUAAAACAAGAAAUAAAUGUCCCAACCAUAUAAACCAGCCACAGAGAAGGCAAUCCACUCAGGCUCAGAGGGAAAAUAAUUUUUCUAGAUAUAAAAGGUGCCUUCUCAACCAAGGAUGAAGCUUGUGAAUCCCCAUCUGUUGAGAGCUUUUGAAAUGGCAAAUUGUUGCCACCUGGGACAACUUUUGGAAAAUAAGUUUAAUAAAUGAACACACACACACACACUUUUCCCAUGUCAGAAUGAAUAGAAAGAGAAUAUAGGGGGCUGUGGUAAAUCUGAGGCGUUAGACUGGAUGGCUAGGACCUCUGUGGCAUCUGCUGGAGCACCAAAGUCAUAAUUUCUCUCUUGCGAUGAAUUUUACUUCUGGGGUUUUAUUUUGCUUAUCAUUCCAAAAUAUCAGAGAGUAAACUCUUAGCACAAAGCUUUAAAAGUUUGUUUUAAGAUUAACUACAGUAAUUUAGAAAAGUGUAGCAUAAACCUCAGACCACAAAGCUUGCACUAUAAUCAGCAUGGUAGAAUUGCCAGUCUUUAUUGUUUUCUCAAAGCAAUACCCAUUAUUCCCAAAUCGAUUUCCAAAUCAAUUUCACUUCAAUUGUUAAUCUCUCCCUUGUUCUCUAGAAGGCACGCUCAAAACUAUGUACUUGAGCAUUAUUAGCUCAAUCUUAUGCCUCAAUGGAAGCAACUGUCAUAGAGUUCAACGGAACUGGGGAAUUCCCUGUUCCCGCUUUAGGCUCCGAUGAACCGAGUUUACUUCUUUGUGCAUUCCAUGGGAACAAAUACUUGAUGAAGGGUAGCAGUUUUAAACUCGAAUUUUGUGGAAUCUUAAUGGCAGUCAUAUUUACUCUUCCUGUUCUGAGCACAAACCCGUCAGAGCAACAGAAAGCAAAGGAUCUAGUUGCAUCUAUCAUGCACUAUAGCCCUCCGCUAAGUUUACGUAUCAUAUUUGAAAGAAGGAAGGAAGGAAGGACGGAAGGAAGGAAUCUCAAACUCUACGAUUAAUCACAAAGGCAUAUGUACAAAUAUCAGUUACACGGGGAGCGGGGGGGGGGAUCUCUUCCUGGCAACGUCCUUGCGCUUAAGAAAUUGAAGGACUUGUUGAACACCAGCCCCGAGCUCUUUCCCAGUUCAGACGCGGUAAGAAUUGGGGACGAAGCCGCCAGGAUCGGGCAGCUGAACUGAGGAGUUCCGCCCUGUUUCAUCGCUAGAGUCAAAGUCGGGCGGAAACGGCCGAGAUUUAUGGAUAAGCUCCCGUGACUGCAGUCCAGACCGCGAAGGAGCCGAUUAAAACGCAGACGGCCCACAAGAGCCAAGUAGAGUGCAGGGAUGGGAGUGGGGACUGGAAAAGAGGGAGAGGUCCUGCGCCCUCCCAUUCUAUGGCCGAAGCAAGGCGAAGGUCCCCCGGGCGAAGAAUCCAGUGCGCCAAAGGGCUUCUCUGCCGGGCAGCUUCCGCUGCCCUGCAGGCCCGUGACUGGCGGCUGCCUGAGAACGGCCGCAACCUAAGCCAGAGUUCCGUGGGAAUGCUCGCCUCGUGCCCAGCAGCCGGGCUCAACCGUCUCCUCGCAGGAAGUCCAGGCUGAUCGGGACGAGCGCAAUUGGCACGGCUGCGCCGGAGCGGGUAGCUGGUUGCCGUCGCCCGAGGAAGCUCCGCUGGUGAAGGUCUAAGAAGAAUUUUGUGUGAAAAUGGCAUCGACAAAUGUUACACAUAGUCCUUUUGUGGAACUAGAUGAAGAAUACAGGCAAAAAACUCCUUUUGAAAGGUUGAACACUGAAAUCUACCUUUACCGAGAUAUUGAAUGCACAGAGAAAGAAAUUAUUAGAAAAACGAAGCAGACUGUGAAGGCAUAUCAAAGGAGUACCAUUUCCUCAAGAGCCCGGUGUCGAAAAGCUUUGAGAAAACUAGAAGAAGUCACCGAACAAGAAACAACAGAAACAAUGGGAAAGGAUCUUCCUGCUCUGAAUUGGGCUCUUGCUUUUGCAAAGUGUUGUCAAAGUGACAAACAGUCUAUAGCAGAUUACAUCAGUGAAGAGAAGGAGCUAUUUCUAUUGGAGUACUCUGUUAAAAUAAAACAGCGGACCAUGACAAAGCUGGAGAAGAUGGCAGCAAAGGAGGAGAGGAGGGCCAGAAUUGCUGAAAUAAAAUUAGAAGACGAUACCCUUGCAUUUGAGGAGUUUCUCAGACGAAAUGAUAGGAGCUCUGUAGAAGCCCUUAAAUUGGCAACUCAAGAAGCAAAAUACAAAAUGGAAAUAACAACAGAACUGAGGAUAGCAAUGAAUGAAAUGUUCUCCCUUAAAAGUGAAAUUGCAAACACUGAAGACCUUUUGAAGCAUUUUUUGUCCUAUGAAGCCUUUUUGUUUAGUAUUUCUCCCAAAGCAUGGCAAGAGCAGCAGAUGGCAAAGAGGAAGAAAGACCGGAAAAGAAGCCCAUCAAAACCCCUUAUUUCUUUCCCACAAGCUGCUGAUAAAGCCAAACUACUUUCAGCCUCCAUUUUAAUACCAACAAGUAAAACAAGCAAAGUGACACAUCAUAAAGGGCCGCAGCCUGCCAAGAAAGUGAUAGUCGAUAAAUCAGUCUCAGGCGCCUUAGGCCAUCCUGAGGAAAAGGGACAACUUCCAAAUAGCCAAGGAGACUACAGAUUCUUUAGAAGGUCAUCACAAGGAGUAAUAGAUCCAAAAGUAUUCGUAGAUGAUUCAUAUGUAUCAUCAGAAAGUGGUCUAAGUGAAAGCGUCUCUUUAUCUUCAGAAGACACUAUUAACUUGGAUGAUAUCCAGAAUUGUGACAAAGAACCAGAGAUAUACUUUAAAGACACAGAAGAGUUACUUCAGAUGUUCAGAUAUCUUGAAGAGCAAAAUCUUUCAUUAUUCCAAAACAUUCAAGAUAUUAGUGGCACAUUAGAGGAAACCCAGCAAAGAGAGAAAAUAGUUAAGCAGCAUAUGGAACAAAAGGUAAAGCGCCUUAGAGACAAAAAAGAGGCUCUAAUAGCUGCUUGCCUCAAAGAAGAUGGGAAAAGUGCUGAACUGGCAUUAAAAGCUAAAAUGUUUUCUUCAGGAGAAUAUAAUCCAGCAUCCAUGAAUAACAUACUGGAUGCACUUACUAAAAAAGUAGCAGAAGUAUACAGAGUUUGCUGUGAGACACAGGAAGUAUCCAGCAUGACCUCAUUUCAAAUGCUAAAAAAAAUAGAAAUGCGAGUUUCAGAACUCUGUGAAAUGUUCGAAAUACUUCCAAAAGAGUAUCUUGAGAUCAUUGAAGUCACUGAAAAGCUCAGAGCAAAAGAAAGACGACAAAGGAUACGUGAAGACAAACUGAAAGAACUCAGAAGAAUUCAGGAAGAACGGCUGAAGCUUGCUCUUGAGAGAGCAAUUGCAGAACCAAAGAAAAGGAUGGGAAGAAAACUAGUGUUCCGCUCACAGCCUCCAGUGACUAAGCACGAAGCAGAACAAACUACAGAUGCAACUACAAGAAGUGAAGAUGAUUACUACUUUACUUGAGGUUUUUUUUUUGUAAAGUGUAUUUUUGUACUAGUUAUAGUUUUGCUCCUAGUUUACUCCAACUGAGUCAUAUAAAGUAAAUGGUGAUCCCAUUUGCUUUAAAAUAUUUGUAUUAAGGUUAAAUAAUCCCAGUUUUUAUAUUUGUGGUUCAUCUUUCAUAUUGACUGUUUCUUUCAGCCAUAUGUAUUUUUCUGCCUCCCAAAAUGUAAUGUUACAAAACAUGAAUUUUUUUCAAAAGCUACAACUGAAUAUACAUAUUUUACGCAUUAAAA